GAAAUACACAUAGAAGUGUAGAAAGUGCAGUUGAACAGAUUUGCAAUGGUAACUCGCAGAUUCGUAAGAAUUCCAGUAAUUCAUCAAACGUAAAUAAAGUUUGUGUAAUUAAUUUUUAACAUCAGUCCUAAUAUGUUCUCGUCAGCGGUUGAAGAGUCCGAAGAAAGCAAAAUAAAAGCCAUUGAAGUAACAAGUGUUCAAGAUGAUCCAUAUGAUCCAUAUGAUGUAAAAAAAUGUGCUCAAUGGAUUCAAACAAAUACUCUAAAACAGGUAUGUCUCCAAUUCCCAGAUAGCUUAUUGCCAGAUUCCAUAGAUGUUGUACUACGUUUAGAAAAAGACGUAGGACAGAAAGUAUAUAUCCUAGGCGAUACAACUUGCGGUAGCUGUUGUGUCGACGAAAUAGCGGCUCAGCAUGUUAACGCGGACGGUAUAAUACACUUUGGACAUGCUUGCCUUAAUCCUACCACUCGCUUGCCAGUUUUACACAUUUUGCCGAAAAAUCAAUUUGAUGCGACAGAACUCAGUAAUGAAUUCGAGCGAGUUUUCCCAGAUUGCACAAGGAAAAUCUUAUUUUUCUACGAUGUGGAAUAUGCACAUAAAAUUGAACAUAUAUAUAAUGUAUUGAAACCUAUAUACAAACAUUUAGUUUUGUCUAAAUUGAAUUGUACAUCAAAUGUGGAAUAUACUGAUAUAAAAACAAGUUCAGCUCCAAUUGUCUUAGGUAGACAUUACACAUUAGAGAAUGGAUAUAAUAUACAGGAUUAUGAAGGUUUCUUUUUGGGAGAAGAAGGAAAAACUCUGGUGUUAUUAGCAAUGGGUAUACCUGUGAAAAGAUGGUAUUGUUUUACAAAUAAUAAAAUUAAUGAGUUUGAAGCACUGAACACCCCUUGGUUGAAACGAAGGAGAUUCUUAAUUGAAACAUUGAAAGAUGCUCAUGUUGUGGGAAUUGUAGUUGCGACAUUGGGUAUUAAAGAAUAUUUAACAGCUAUAAACACAGUGAAAAAAACUCUUAAACAAAUGAAUAAGAAAUCUUAUAUUCUUAAUGUGGGAAAAAUAAAUCCUGCCAAACUUGCGAAUUUUCCAGAGAUUGAUACUUUUGUUGUGAUAGCUUGCCCAGAGAAUGAAGUAUUCGACUCGAGAGAUUUCUUGAAGCCAAUGCUUACACCAUACGAAGUUGAAUUGGCAUUUAACAGUGCGAGGGAAUUUUGUCCACAAUAUUUUAUGGAUUUCCGGCAGAUAUUACCUGGCGGAACUCACUACGUUGAUUUUAAGCCAUCAAUGGAUUCAGAUGUUUCUCUUAUUACUAGCAAUGUUAGAAACUACAAGGAUGAUUUAUGUACCGAUCAAAUGAAUGCUUUGACAAUACGUACACCAGGUGUUGUUGCUAUUGGUAAAGCUGGGGCUCAAUAUUUACAAAAUAGAUCCUGGAAGGGUGUCGAACAAAGAUUAGGUGAGGAUCCUGUGCAACCGGCAGAAAUUGGUCGUACUGGAUUAGCAUGGGAAUAUGUAAAUGAACCUUUGAAAGCAGAUAAACAUGAUACAAAAAUAUAAUAAAUAUAGUAUCAUUCUCUAU
Molecule: messenger RNA, 1573 nt
Organism: Linepithema humile (Argentine ant)
Lineage: Eukaryota; Metazoa; Arthropoda; Insecta; Hymenoptera; Formicidae
Gene: Dph2
Product: Diphthamide biosynthesis 2
Biological process (GO): protein histidyl modification to diphthamide
Molecular function (GO): 2-(3-amino-3-carboxypropyl)histidine synthase activity
Source: RefSeq, a predicted model, not a curated record